AUGUUGAGGUGUAGUAGACACCGAUCAAAAGUCAAAGUUUCUAACCUAAAACACAUUUUAAAUUCCCAUAAUUUGAAUUGUUAAAAAUGUCGAGAGUACAAGUGUUAGCUUUAUACAAAUCGCUCAUAAAGGAAUCACAAAAAUUUGAUUCCUACAAUUAUCGAAACUAUGCCUUAAGAAAAAUAAGGGAUUGCUUUAGAGAAAACAUGAACUUGACUGAUAAUGCAAAAAUCAAGGAAGAGAUUUUGGGCGGGCAAAAGAAUUUGGAAAUUAUUAGGCGACAAGUAUUUGUGGGGAAUUUGUAUAAAACGGACAAACUGGUUAUAGAGAUGAUGAAGUGAAAGUAUAUUUUGGUUGUAAUUUGUCAUUUAACUGUUAUUUAUAAUACGCUUUUGUUAUUUUGAGAAGUAAAACAGUACAUAGUAGGCACA
Molecule: messenger RNA, 431 nt
Organism: Photinus pyralis (common eastern firefly)
Lineage: Eukaryota; Metazoa; Arthropoda; Insecta; Coleoptera; Lampyridae
Product: LYR motif-containing protein 4-like
Exons: 3
Coding region: 87-341 (84 amino acids)
Biological process (GO): iron-sulfur cluster assembly
Cellular component (GO): L-cysteine desulfurase complex; mitochondrion
Source: RefSeq, a predicted model, not a curated record